Molecule: messenger RNA, 1287 nt
Organism: Lepidothrix coronata (blue-crowned manakin)
Lineage: Eukaryota; Metazoa; Chordata; Aves; Passeriformes; Pipridae
Gene: HSDL1
Product: hydroxysteroid dehydrogenase like 1
Exons: 5
Coding region: 91-1080 (329 amino acids)
Molecular function (GO): oxidoreductase activity
Source: RefSeq, a predicted model, not a curated record
CCCACAAGGCGGUGCGGCCGCUCCCGGCGGCCCCGCGCGGCGGCGGGGAAGGAACGGCCUGGGGUGAGGGGGGACAGGCUUGUAAUCACCAUGGCAGCAGUGGAUCAUUUCUCCCUCUUGUACAGGGAAAUCAGUCGUUCCUGCAGUUUCUACAUGGAAGCCCUGGCUCUUGUUGGAGCUUGGUACACAGUCAGAAAGUGUGUGUCUCUGGCGUGUGGCACUUACAGCAUGCUGCGGUUGCACGUCAUCCCCAAGCUGGGCGGAGAGGUUGAUCUCGUCAGGCAGUAUGGACAAUGGGCUGUGGUCACUGGUAGCACGGAUGGCAUCGGGAAGGCGUACGCCCAAGAACUGGCAAAGCGGGGAGUCAACAUCAUCCUGGUCAGCAGGAACAAGGAGAAGCUGGAGGCCGUGUCCAGGAGCAUAUCUGAGACCUAUAACGUGGAGACAGAGUUCAUUGUAGCUGAUUUCAGCAAGGGGCGUGAGCCUUACCCAGCCAUUAAGGAGGCUCUGAAAGACAGAGAAAUUGGGAUUUUGGUGAAUAAUGUGGGAAUGUUUGCUGGCUACGCGGACUAUUAUACUGAUCUGUCUGAGGAUAUGCUGUGGGACACAAUCCAUACCAAUAUUGCUUCUGCUAACAUGAUGACACAUAUUGUGCUGCCAGGUAUGGUAAAGAAGAAGAAAGGGGCAAUUGUGAACAUUUCUUCUGUAUUCUGUAGUCAGCCGACACCACUGGUAACAACCUAUGGAGCCUCUAAAAUCUACUUGGACUAUUUCAGUAGAGCAAUACAUUAUGAGUAUGCCUCAAAAGGAAUUUUUGUUCAAAGUCUAACCCCAAGUACAAUUGCUACAAACAUGGUAGCAUUCAACAGCUGGUUGAACAAGAGAUCUUUCUUGUUUCCUUCUGCUGAGGAAUAUGCAAGUCAUGCUAUUUCUACUCUUGGGUUAUCCACAAGGACCUCUGGUUUCUGGAAGCAUGAAUUACUGUUCGCGCUGGCCGAGCGCCUGCCGGAGUGGAUGUGGGCACGGCUCGCCCUGUACCUCGGCGGGAUCGUACGCGAGCAAGCUCUGCGCCCCAAGUGAAACAGGGGCAUCCAGAUGUCCUGUGUGACGCGUGGUCAGUGAUCAGACUCUGAUCAGUGCUGCAGAGACUGUAAUGAACCCUGGAGGACUUCCUGUAACUUACCCAGACCUUGUUAAACAAGCUAUGUAACCUAGACAGCAGGAGUCUGGAUCCUUUCUGUAUCCUUGUAUUAAACAGCUCCUCUGGUGCUUUCCUCUGCAACAAAA